AUGAAGGUUCGAUUUGUUGGCACAAGAAAACAAGAUAGCGCUACGCGACGUCGCCGAGCCCUACAAGCAAAUCGUACACGAAACUACCGGCAGCGCCAGAAGGCAAGGGAGAAAACUGCCGCAAUAAAUUAUCAGGGCGAGCAAUUGUCAGACGCAGUUGACUCGGUGGCAGAGAACGAAGCAACAGGACCCGAGAGAGAUUCACCCCUCCAGAAUGAGGAGAUUGAAGAAGAUGGUACCUUUGCCUGCGAGAAUUUUACUAUCUCCAUUCAGGAAGUUGAUGAUUCCACAAUCAGCACUACCGAGGUAGAUCCAUACUAUGAGGAGGAAAUAGUUGACACCUCCCCCACUGAAGAAGACGAAUGUCAAAGACAGCCCCAAAGCCCACAAAACCAUAUUGGGGAAUCAGCCGACCUGGCUACUAACGAUGCCAACACUGAUGUAGAAUAUGCUACACAGAAGUUUAUUCAGCAGUUUCUCGCUGGUAUACAUGGCUGUAGUGCCCAGAGCCAUCGAGAAUCCCUGAUUGCUCACAUCGAAGCUGAGGGACCAGAAAAUCACCAUAGACUUGAUAGAUUAGUUGCCCCUGAUAUACCCCAUACACUUGAUAAAGAGUAUAUUCUCGCCGCUGAAACUGGCGACCAGACAACGGAGCUUAGUCCGGAUCAAUGGCGGGCAUUAUUUACCGGUUCCACAACCCAAGGCUCAGAUAAUAAACCCAAGCAGGUUUGCCUUCACGUCGAGCAGGCCCCUCAGACUCCACCUGGUAUUUCAUUCGAUGUCGAUAGCAUCUUGGGGUUUGUGGAUUCUCCGGCAGUUGCAACUCAUGGAAUUCGGUUUUAUUCCGCUCCUCAGUAUGGUCAGAAUAUCUCCACCGACGUCCACCUGACCUUGGGUCGUGCGGAUCCAGAUUCGGAGCGUCCCCGGUUGAUUCCGUCGCGACUGAGAGACGUGCCGCAUUUCAUCUUCGCGAGGACCGAAGGCGCUGAUUUCAUCACAUUUCACUUGUUCUUUCCGCAUUUACCAUGCUCCCAUGACUUCAAUAGGUUGACUGAUGAGCAGUUCUCACGGUGGUUCGAUGAUAUCUUCUAUCCCGCUGUCCGUCAGGUCUACGAUAUCGAUAGACUUCAGCACUUGCCAGCAAGUUAUCGUCACGCAUUGGCUACUUGCCGAGCUCCUCAGAGAGAGAAUCGUCUGCUCGAGACCUCGAACUACCAGGCCCAACUACAGAUGUCCUACUUUCUGUCACCGCAAGACUUCUCCCAUAUACGCAGCGACCGGCUGUACAUUGAUGUGGGUAAAGAGACCUGCCCAAUGCCUGAUGACGUUCCAUCACCUGAACCUCAGACAUACCUCUGGCGGCGCUGUUGCAUCCGUCACCACCUCAGUCAGCUCUAUGACGGGAAUAUUCCCAAGUCCGGCCAAAACUUUUACCAUGAGUCAAUGCUUCGAGAUACUGGCGCUAUGACUACGUUGACGCCUACUCAAGUAUUCUUGCUCAAAACGCGCCGCGUUUCGUCUUUUGGACCAAUCAGAGCCUUCAGAUUUCUACACCCAUUUGGGGGCUCAGAACGGGGCGCGUUUUUGUCUAUCGAUGUUUAG
Messenger RNA from Fusarium mangiferae, 1602 nucleotides. RefSeq lists its product as uncharacterized. The transcript is spliced from 2 exons. Lineage: Eukaryota; Fungi; Ascomycota; Sordariomycetes; Hypocreales; Nectriaceae. Bases 1 to 1602 code for a protein of 533 amino acids. The record is from RefSeq and is a predicted model, not a curated record.